Messenger RNA from Prunus armeniaca (apricot), 336 nucleotides. Lineage: Eukaryota; Viridiplantae; Streptophyta; Magnoliopsida; Rosales; Rosaceae. The record is from the annotation of a GenBank genome assembly.
AUGGCGUCUAACAAGGUUACAGACAACUAUGUGCAGCCAGCCAUACCAUGCUUUUAUGGUCAUUAUGAUCAUUGGAGCAUGUUGAUGGAGAAUUUCCUGAGGUCUAAAGAAUGCUGGACUCUCGCAGAAACCGGUAUAGUAGAACCGGAAAGUGGAGUGGUGUUGACGGAGAUACAACAAAAGAAAUUGGAUGAAUCCAAGCUGAAAGAUCUGAAGGCGAAAAAUUACUUAUUCCAAGCUAUUGAUCAUUCCAUCUUGGAGACCAUUCUCCAAAAAGAUACUUCCAAGCAAAUUUGGGACUCCAUGAAGAAAAAGUACCAGGCUCAACAAAGGUGA